Messenger RNA from Zerene cesonia (dogface butterfly), 3265 nucleotides. Its product is annotated as monocarboxylate transporter 10. Gene Ontology annotation, molecular function: monocarboxylic acid transmembrane transporter activity. Lineage: Eukaryota; Metazoa; Arthropoda; Insecta; Lepidoptera; Pieridae. The record is from RefSeq and is a predicted model, not a curated record. The transcript has 9 exons. Gene Ontology annotation, biological process: monocarboxylic acid transport; transmembrane transport. Bases 324 to 2249 code for a protein of 641 amino acids.
GCCACUCAGUACAUUCUCAACCGGCGACGGAGACACGCGCUACCACACAUAAAAUUUAUUACGUUAACAUUAAAAUAAAUCAAUUAUAUUUAAACUUAAUGUGUAUUGUGUAUUGAUAGUCCCGUUUUCAUUCUCGUAAAUAUUAGCACGUGUUAUAUUUUGAAAUUUUGUAAAGACGGUAGUGUUAGCGACGCGUUCGCGUUUAUGCUAAAAAGCCGGCAUUUCGGAAUCGGUGAUUACUCGGUGGUACUUGUGAAGUUCAGGAUUUUUAGAUUUUGCACGGACGAGUCUCUUCGAUAGUGUCGGUGCAUUAGGUGGACACAAUGGUGCAGAGAGUGGCGACCGACGAGCGUCCGUUUGAGACACCUUCAUCAGAUGAGAGCGGCUUGGGACGGGAUACACCCACAGAUGAUCCCGAACCAGAGGCAGCAUUGGUUGUACCUCCAGAUGGUGGUUGGGGCUGGAUGGUGGUAGCGGCUUCAUUUAUGUGCAAUUUUAUUGUCGAUGGAAUACUUUUCUGUGGAGGAAGUCUUAUUAAACCUAUUCAGACGGAAUUUAAUGUAAGCGAUGGUCAGGUGGCUCCAGUGAACUCCUUGCUACAGGGUUUUUAUUUAUUGGCGGGACCGUUUGUUUCUGCAUUGGCUAAUAAAUAUGGUUUCCGCGUGGUGACCAUUAUAGGUAGCUUGAUAUCGAGUGCCGCCUUCGCCCUGUCGUAUUUCGCAUCGAGUGUUGAAUAUUUGUACCUGGUCUAUGGAAUAAUGGGAGGUAUUGGUUUCUGUAUGAUCUAUAUGCCAGCUGUGUUGACGGUUGGUUUUUACUUCGAGAGAUGGCGUGCGCUAGCUACAGGCUUAGCUCUGUGUGGGUCCGGUGUGGGGACCCUUGUAUUUGCGCCUCUCACUGCUAUGGUACUCGAAAACUAUGGUUGGAGAGGCACUAUUCUAGUUAAUGGAGGUUGCGUGCUGCUAUGCCUGGUUUGUGGGGCCAUGUUCAGACCCAUAAGGCCGGUCAGAGUGACCUUGGCCGAUAACCCCGAGGAGGACAACACUUCUCGUCGCCACGAGGAAGCUGUUGAAAAAUUAAACUCUAUGCUCAAAUUGCACAACAAACUAGAUUCUGGUAUAGGAAUGCCCGAAAUGCAAUUCGCCAGCAAAGUGAGCCCCCACACAUGGAUGGGCGUAGCCAAUAACACUCGCUAUCCAACCGCCGAAGAAGUUUUUCGAGGAAGCAAUUCACAUCUAACCAGACGGUCAUCCGCAACCGCGGGAACAAUAAAGACUCAUUUAUGUAAUAAGCCCCUUUUCAUUGCCGUACCGGUGGCUGAGAAAGACGAACAGGAAGACUCCAAUAGCAACAUUGAUAAUGCUGAGCCAUUGAUCGCUAACUCUGUUAAAGUCGUUACACGGGAUUCACGACCGCGCCGUUCUCACGUCGAUUUAGUGGCUCGGCCUUUUUAUCGUGAUGACAUAUUCUUUGGGGGCAGUUUGGCGAGGUUGCCUCAGUACACGUCACGAACGUCGCUGGGCUAUCACUUGGCUGUAACUCAUGUACCCACUCAAGUAGAUACCCAAGAAGAACAAUCUGGAAAAUGCAAACUUUGCCCCGAAGCCGUCCGAAGGGCGUUGGCUACUAUGCUGGAUGUCAGUUUGUUCAGAUCGCUAACAUUUAACAUCUUAGCGAUUAGUGGAUUCUUUACGAUGUUGGGCUUCUUCGUCCCCUAUAUGUACGUAGCUCAGAGGGCAAAAGAUAAUGGCAUAAAUAAGGAUACUAGUAUUUUGCUUGUGUCGGCUAUUGGAAUUGCCAAUAUAGUUGGACGUGUCGCUUGUGGUUUGAUGUCUUCGAUGCCGAAAGUUUCACCUUUAUGGCUGAACAACAUUGCUCUCUCUGCGGGAGGGAUCGCGACGAUGAUCAGCGGCCUGUACUAUCACGACGCCUACCAAUUUGCAUACUGUGCCAUCUUUGGACUCGCUGUUGCUUGUUUCGCGUCUCUUCGGUCGAUCCUGGUAGUAGAAUACAUUGGACUGGAACAACUUACGAAUUGUUUCGGAUUAUUCUUGCUGUUCCAAGGGUUGGGAGCUGUGCUGGGUGCCCCCAUUGCUGGUGCUCUCAUGGACAUGACUCACAGCUACGAUAUCUCGUUCUACGUGUCCGGUGGCUUUCUGCUCUUCUCGGCUGUCAUUUGCUACCCGAUUGACUACAUUAGCAAAUGGGAAAAAUCGAGAAAUAAACUGGCGUCCAGUCCAAAAGUCUGAAUCAAUCGAAAUUGCCUAAACUCUGAUUGUAUAAUUUCAGAGAAUAAUGAGUGCUUGAAGUAAUGUCCGUUUUAGGACGUUUUGAAGAAUAAGUACGUGUUAGCAUUUUCAUCAUCCGCGCACUGCCUAAAUCUUUCCGCGAUUCUAUUGAAUCUAGAUUUUAGAUUUAAGUGUCCACUUGGCAUUUGCCGAUUGUCAAUUUGCCAAAUCGAAUCCUUCCAUAUCGAAUUACCUGUGUGAAGUCUACAACUUAUAACUUGUGUAAUCCAUUCGUUGUUAAAACAUUGAAAUUGUACUUACCAAUUAAGCGUGCUGGUCACGUCGGUAACAUAUCGAGGGUAUAUAUAUUAUAUUAAAAUAGAUAAGAUAGAGUUGAUACUCAGCUGCCAAAUUAUUUGUAAGCAUUUAUUCAGAUCACCAUUUGUACUUAAUUUUAACAUCACAUUGAAGAUGCCAAAGCGCAUAAACUUAAUCAAAAUUUACCAUCCGCUGGGUAAAUUGGUAUAUAAUUAGAAUCCAUUGUAUGUGGAUUAAAUGUGAUAAUAUAUCCUAUUCAUAAGACAGAAAUACACGAGCAACAUAAAGAUUUAAACUAAAUAAAAUCAUAAAUGAUUUACCUACCUAGUAUCAUCGAUUUAUUUUGAAUCAUUAAAUUUGGGUUAGAUAAAAAGAAAGCUGAGCAGUCGAUAUGGUAGGAAAUUAUAUUUGUGAUAAUUCUGUUAUGGUUUGAAAAUGCAUUUACAUUAGGUAUUUAGUUUUAGUUGAAAAAGUACAAAGACUCGAAAUAUAAAAUUAUUAACAUUUGAUUAAUACGGUACCUACAUUUGAUUACUAUGUUUUGUAGCUUUAUAAUGAAGUUCUUUUAUGCGAAUUGCAUAACAUCAGGGUGAAUAAAAAUUGAGUGAAGUAUGUGUGAAUAUAGCUAAUAAAGCCGAAUUGUAUGUAUAACUCCUUAGGUUUAAAUAAAUUAAAAACAUUUUGUUACUUUACGAUUCACAUUUCUACUAAUACAUAAU